GAGUCGCCGGUAACGCAAAAAGCAAAGUCAAAUAUCGCCGUCAGACAUCAUUAAAAGAAAAGUAGCAAAUACAACUAAAUAUUUAGCAUUUUUGUGUCGUAAAGAGCAAGGAAUAUUAAAGAUUCACCAUGGUUCGAGUUUUGUGUCACAAUCAAGCAGGAGGGUGUUGUCGUGGUCAGCCAGAAGAUCUGACCCCCAUGGAAUUUACAGAGGGGAAGACCUGCAAUGUUAUUGAUGCUGCUAUGGCUAACCGUGCUGCAGGUGCCCUGAAUGCACACAACGAGGAUUCAAAUUUAAGCACCGAUUUUAAUUCCCCCGGAACAAGCUCCGACUCGGGGUCUUCUAGCGAUAGCGACUCCCUGUACGUUGCUGAGGCGGAUCCAACUGUUGACCAAAAAGAGGUCAGUGAAAUGAAACGCCAGCGUAGAAGAGAAAGGAACAAAGUGUCGGCUCAGAAUUAUAGGCAAAGAAGACGCGCCCAGACCAGCUCCCAAAACCAGAUACUUGCCGACUUAGAAAAGCGCCACCAGGAGCUUUUAGAAAUGGUUCGCAAUCUCGAGGAACAGAAGUCCAUCAUCGAAGGGUUGAUUAAGAAGAAGGCCAAGAUUCCUUGGCCUUGGGGCUAUCAUCCUACAACACAUCCUUAUGCCCCCGUGACAGAAGGAAUGUGUGGAUCUGCCGCCAGCAUGGACGCCCCCAUGUCCAUGACAACGAGUGCGAUAGUCGCAUCGUGAUGCUCAGUAAACCGUGAAGGAGUUUUACUGCCGCUCACCAUGUACUAUAUGUAUGCGCCUGCGCGAGGGAGACAACGUCAUAUCCCGUGAAUCUAGCUGUGUUGGCCCGGGGACUUGAAAUUGAUGGGCUUUUACAAAGAUUCCCUCGAAAGGGGGGCUUUUGCAGCACAUUAGAUUGUAUGACAAAUUGUCUCAUGUAUUGUGAAGUGGAAAAGUAUGACAAACACCAAUAUUUUGUCAGAGAACUGUCAAAUAUUGAAGAUUUUCAAGUUCCCAUGACUUCCGUAAUGUUCUAGCUCAGACCAGACAUUAUGACUUACAAUGUGUAUAAUAACUGCCAUGUUUGUUUUCAAUCUUUUUUAAACAUAAUUUGUGAGCGGCAGAUGAAAUAUAACAUUGUUCAAGUUUUUUCCAUUGAACUUGUGAUUAAAUAUCGUCAUGUACUGUU
Saccostrea echinata is the source of this 1182-nucleotide messenger RNA. Its product is annotated as activating transcription factor of chaperone-like. The coding region runs from base 129 to 734 and encodes 201 amino acids. The record is from RefSeq and is a predicted model, not a curated record. NCBI's taxonomy places the organism in Eukaryota, Metazoa, Mollusca, Bivalvia, Ostreida, Ostreidae. Gene Ontology annotation, molecular function: DNA-binding transcription factor activity. Gene Ontology annotation, biological process: regulation of DNA-templated transcription. The transcript has 3 exons.